This is a messenger RNA of Emiliania huxleyi CCMP1516, 1272 nucleotides long. RefSeq names its product protein midA. Gene Ontology annotation, biological process: mitochondrial respiratory chain complex I assembly. The record is from RefSeq and is a predicted model, not a curated record. Gene Ontology annotation, cellular component: mitochondrion. Bases 1 to 1272 code for a protein of 423 amino acids. The transcript is spliced from 3 exons. Gene Ontology annotation, molecular function: protein-arginine omega-N symmetric methyltransferase activity. NCBI's taxonomy places the organism in Eukaryota, Haptophyta, Isochrysidales, Noelaerhabdaceae.
AUGUCGCGGUUCGUGCGCAGCGCCCUUCGGCACACGCGCCGGGCGGGGAGUCGCGGGCGGUGCACCACCGUGGCGGUCGACACGUCAGGCCUGCUCGGCCGGCGCGCCGGCCCGCACCACCACCACCAGCACGCUGGCCUCCUGCGGGAGCUCGCGAGCCGCAUCCGCUUCCGCGGCCCGCUCACGGUCGCCGAGUACAUGGGCCUCGCGCUCACGCACCCGGAGCACGGCUACUACAUGCGGCGCGACGCCUUUGGGCGCGCGGGCGACUUCACCACGUCGCCCGAGGUCUGCCAGGCCUUUGGCGAGCUGGUCGGGGUGUGGUGCGUCGCGGCGUGGGAGGCGCUGGGCAGGCCCGCGCGGGUGCGGCUGGCCGAGGCGGGGCCCGGCCGGGGCACCCUGAUGGCGGACCUGCUGCGCGCGUCCGCCGCCUUCCCCGCCUUCCGCGAGGCGGUGUGCGGCGUGCACCUGCUCGAGGUGUCGCCCUUCAACCGCGCGUCGCAGCGCAGCGCUCUCGAGCCCCUCGUGGCGGCCGGGCAGCUGCACUGGCACGCCGCCGUCUCGGAGUUGCCGCAGGAGCCCGUCCUGCUGGUCGCGCACGAGUUCCUCGACGCGCUGCCCGUGCACCAGUUUGUGAGGACUCGGGUCGGCUGGCGCGAAAAGCUGGCGGACUUGGACGCCGACCCGCGACACCUCGAUUUUGUCCUCUCGCCGUCGCCCACCCCCGCCUCGACCCUGCUGACCAAGGCGGCGCCGCCGCGCUGCCCGCCGGCCCCGCCGCAGGAGCUGCCGGCGCACGCAGACGCCGCAGAGGUGUCGCCGGCGGCGCUCUCCUUCGUGCAGGGGCUGAGCAGCCACCUCGCCGCGGCCGGCGGCGCCGCGCUGCUCAUCGACUACGGCUCCGACGCGCCGCCGAGCGACUCGCUCCGCGGCAUCCGCGGCCACCGCUUCGUCCACCCGCUGCACGCGCCCGGCGAGGCGGACCUGUCGGUCGACGUCGACUUUCGGGCGGUGCGCGCCGCCGCCACCGCCACCGACGCCGCGCUCGUCUGCCCGCCCCUGGUCGAGCAGCGCCACUUCCUCGCGGCGAUGGGGCUCGAGGCGCGGGUCAACGCGCUCCUGCGCGCGGCCCCGAGCGACGAGGUUCGCCAGGCCUUGUUUGACGGGGCAACGCGGCUGGUCGAGAGCCCCGGCAUGGGCUCGGCGUACAAGGCACUCGCGAUCGCGCACCCGAGCAUGGGCGGCGGCAUUCCGGGCUUUGGGACAGCCUAG